AUGGAGGGGGGAUCCGCCACCAAAGUUCCGGAAUUGAUCGAUAGUCAUCAAGACUUGCGAAAAACCAGUAGAAGCACUGUGAGCAGGAUUUACGUUGAGGGAUACGACACUUGGCUUUCUGGCUAUGAGUUGGCCAUCUCUAUGAAAAAACAUUUCGCUUCAUGUGGACAUGUGAUACAUGUUCACAUUCCCGGAUACUCUCGUGGCUCUAGUCUCACCAGCGGCGUCAGCAGAUUUGCCUUGAUUUAUAUUCGUGGAGAAGGUGCACAAGACAAGGCGUUGGAACUUAGUGGUGCAAGGUUGGAACUUAUUGGUGGAAGUUACAGCAGCGGAGAAAACAAGUUGGUCGUUAAGCCUUACCCGUUCCGUGCCAAAAACCCUGACCCUGACUUGGCUCGUGAGUUGGCUCGUACGAGAGACGAUGACAAACUGGAGCAUCGCAUAAUGCGUGUUGAUGGAUAUGACACUUCGCGUUCCGUGGAGUAUCUCAAGAGCAAGCUGUUUAAACAUUUCUCUCGAUGUGGAGAAGUCGUGUUUGUACAAGUUCUCAAAGAAAAAGAAAACGAAGCUGUUGCCAGGAGAGUCGCUUACGUUGAUAUGACGGGAAUACACGCAAUAGAGAAGGCGCUGCAACUUAGAUGUAAUGUUAAAGGAUUGGAGAAUGUUAAAGUUUUUGAGGUUGCAAAUCCUCUCAAAAAUGGAGCGCUAUUCUGUGGUGGGCCAAUCAUGACGUGGGAUCCAGUGUUUGAUGCUACAGCUCCUGAGGAUCCCAAUCUCCCUAAGCCUCCUUCUCCGAGGUUUAGUAAGAGACCUUCGAUAAUCCGUUACGCACCUGAGGAUCCAUCUCUCCCUAAGCCAUGGAAAGCUCUUGUGGAUUGCAGCACUGGGUUUAAGUACCUUUGGAAUACAGAGACUAAUGUUACCCAGUACAACGCACCUGAUUCAGAUUCAGAUUCAGAUUCAGAUUCAGAGACUGAGGAUACCCAGCUCAACUCGUCCAGUAAUUACAAUCUCCGUAAGCGUAAGUGCACUCUUGCAUGA
Messenger RNA from Microthlaspi erraticum, 1041 nucleotides. The record is from the annotation of a GenBank genome assembly. NCBI's taxonomy places the organism in Eukaryota, Viridiplantae, Streptophyta, Magnoliopsida, Brassicales, Brassicaceae.